CUUUAGGACCCAGCAGCGGUCAGCGUGGCACAGAGACCUUACAGAGACGGUGAAUCACUACAGAUGACGGGAGGAGGAGCCGUAUGUACCGUACCAACCAGGAUUCAAAGCAGCUCAGCGUUUCUAACAAUUCUUCAGAUAUUAUUGUGUUUGAAUUAACACAAUAUCACUCGUUCAGUAAUGACACUAAGAAGUAUUUCUGUACCCUGAUAAGCUGCACGCGCCAGAGGUGUAGUGGUCAGAGAUGGAGCACAUCAGAAUGCCAAAGGUUGAAAAUGUCCGUUUAGUGGACAGAAGUCCUUCUCGAAGAACUCAAGUGGGCAUGCUCUACCUAACAGCUACACACACUAACUUUGUAGGUGAAGGAUCUGAGGACAGAAAUGAGCUACGGGUUCUUCACAGUUUAGUGUGUAAUGUUGUAAAGCAUAAAGCAUCUCAGAGUGGAUACUCUUUAUUAAUCUACUGCAAGAACUUUCAGAUCAUAGAGUUUAUCAUUCCUCAAGAGAGCGACUGCCACGAUGUUUACAUUUCACUCUCACGUCUGUCCAUGCCAGAAAAAUAUGAGGAGUUGUAUUGUUUUUCCUUUAAUCCCGAUGUUGGCAAAGCUGAAAGGGAGCAUUCAUGGGACUUUUUAGAUCUGAAGUACAAUCGAAUGGGACUUCCAAAUAAGCUAUGGCAUGUCACCCCAAUCAACCGAGAGUACAGAGUGUGUGAUACUUACCCAGCAGACUUGUUUGUGCCUAAAUCCAUCACCCUCCCCGUCAUCGUAGGAAGCUCGAAGUUUCGUAGCAGAGGUCGAUUUCCCACGUUGUCAUACCGCUGCAAGGAAAACCAUGCCACGAUAUGUCGCAGCAGUCAGCCUCUUUCUGGCUUCAGUGCUCGCUGCCUGGAGGAUGAGCAAAUGCUGCAGACCAUCAUGAAGUCUAAUCCUGGCAGCAGAUUCAUGUAUGUUGUGGACACAAGACCCAAGCUAAAUGCAAUGGCGAACCGAGCUGCGGGCAAGGGCUAUGAAAAUGAGGACAACUACUGCAACAUUAAGUUCCAGUUCAUUGGCAUUGAAAACAUCCAUGUGAUGAGGAACAGUCAGCAGAAACUCAUAGAGGUUUCGGCUCUGCGUUCUCCCUCCAUGGGAGAAUUUCUAAAGGGGCUUGAAAAUUCAGACUGGUUGAGACGCAUCAAAUCGAUCAUGGAGGCGGGACUCUUCAUAUCUAAGGCCGUGGCAGAGGAAGGGGUCAGCGUCUUGGUUCAUUGUUCUGAUGGCUGGGAUAGGACGGCUCAGGUGUGCUCUGUGGCCAGUGUGCUUCUGGACCCUUACUACAGGACCCUCAAGGGACUGAUGGUGCUGAUUGAAAACUGGGUUUCUUUUGGACAUAAGUUUUCACACAGAUGCGGUCAUCUCAUUGGAGAGGUAAAAGAAGUGUCACCUGUCAUAGACCAGUUCCUGGAUUGUGUAUGGCAGCUUAUGGAACAGUUUCCCUUUGCUUUUGAAUACAAUGAGAAGUUUCUGAUCAGCAUCCACAACCACAUCUACUCCUGUCACUAUGGCAACUUCAUUUGUAACAGCCAGAAGGAGAGGAAAGAUCUGUGCAUCAAUGAGAAAACUCAUUCCAUAUGGCCUCAUUUAUGGGAGAACAAGCAGGAUUUCAUGAACCCUCUGUUCAAACCUGAUCAGAGCCAGAAUCAGGGACUUCUGAGGCACUGUAUUGCCCCCUACUGUUUAAGUAUGUACCGGAGAAGGCUGUAUAUGUCUGAUGAGCUAGAUUGUCUGAUGACUGUGAAAGAAGAAACGCAACAACUUGAGGAAGAACUGGCUCUCUUUGAGCAGAAAAUGGCUGUUCUGGAUAAGGAGCGCGCAAAAGCCCUUUACAUGCAAAAGGGUGUAUUGGACAGCAAGCAGGCCCUUUGGUCAUUACCUUUAGAUAGAAGCCUAGCCAAUAAUCCUCAGGAUUACAUCGGUAGCUUUAUAGGUGGUGCUCCCAAUGUUUUCUCCUUACAACAAGGAGAAAGAGAAAGUGCAGAGCUUUGCCUGUUUGGAGAAAAAACAAAAAUCACUGAUGCUGACAAUAGUGACCAGGAGUCAGGAGUAGCAGAUUUCAGCUCCCAUUCUUCUGGUGAAGAGUCCCUGCCAAGUGAGGACAGCGUGAAGGAUCCUGACUCAGAUGAGACUGGCCCCAACAGAGCGUAAAGCUUUGUUAGCAAGA
Molecule: messenger RNA, 2201 nt
Organism: Carassius carassius (crucian carp)
Lineage: Eukaryota; Metazoa; Chordata; Actinopteri; Cypriniformes; Cyprinidae
Gene: mtmr7a
Product: myotubularin related protein 7a
Biological process (GO): dephosphorylation
Molecular function (GO): phosphatase activity
Source: RefSeq, a predicted model, not a curated record